Molecule: messenger RNA, 651 nt
Organism: Apiotrichum porosum
Lineage: Eukaryota; Fungi; Basidiomycota; Tremellomycetes; Trichosporonales; Trichosporonaceae
Exons: 5
Coding region: 1-651 (216 amino acids)
Biological process (GO): transcription by RNA polymerase II; transcription initiation at RNA polymerase II promoter
Cellular component (GO): transcription factor TFIIA complex
Source: RefSeq, a predicted model, not a curated record
AUGUAUAUCUACCGCGCAAUCAUCGACGAUGUCAUUGCCAGUGUCGCGGUCGACUUCGAAGAGUACGGCAUGGACGAUGACCUCCUGCCCAUGCUCCAGAGCAAAUGGGAGUCCAAGCUGCUAGAGACCCGUGUUGCCGAGUUUGCGCGCGCGCCGGGUGCCGAGGACCCGCCAGCGAGCCACCAGCGCGAGGCCCCCGCCGCUUCCACCAGUGCACCCCCUGCCAACGGCUCGCUCGCAACUGGCGCGCCAAACGUCCUCAUGCCCCAGCCGGCAGGCACCCCUGGCCUCGGCGACGUCCAGGUCAAGAGCGAGCCUGACGAUGUGCUGCGCCUCCGUGGUGGUUCGUCAAACGACAAGCCCUCCCCUCCUAUUGCCGAGUACAGCGCCGCGUCGCGUCCUGAGCCGAAUGCUGCUGGCCUCCUUCCCGGCGACGAAGUCAUCGACUCGGACCUUGACGACAGCGACGACGAGCUGGGCAAUGACGACGACGGCGAGGACGGUGAAGGCGAGGUCGACAUUGUGUUCUGUGUGUAUGACAAGGUCGCGCGUGUCAAGAACAAGUGGAAGACUGUCUUCAAGGACGGCAUGAUCCACAUUAAUGGAAAGGACUACCUGUUCACCAAGUGCCAGGGCGAGUUCGAGUGGUAA